This is a messenger RNA of Entamoeba invadens IP1, 3300 nucleotides long. RefSeq lists its product as hypothetical. The transcript is spliced from 3 exons. The record is from RefSeq and is a predicted model, not a curated record. The coding region runs from base 1 to 3300 and encodes 1099 amino acids. NCBI's taxonomy places the organism in Eukaryota, Evosea, Mastigamoebida, Endamoebidae.
AUGACAAGACUUGAUGUGUUUUCAUUGCAGAUUGUAACAAAUUAUUUGGUCAAUUCAAUUGACUUCAUUAACGUUGUUUGUGUAUGUAAAAAGUACGAGUACGUGCUUGAGAGAAUCAGAAUCAACCCAAUACAAAUAACACCACAAAACACGCACUUAUUUCCUAAUAUUCAGACACAAAAUUUGUUUUCUCCAUUUGACAUUCAACUCACAAACACGGCAAUUGAACGACUCCAAUUUUCUUAUCCUGUUACGUACAACAAAUUUAUAGAAGAAAAGAAACACUUUAAUGUUUGUCGGUUUGUGAAAUACACAAAAGAAGACAGACUAAAGUAUGGCAACACAAUUCCUCAAAAUGUGUAUUGUAUUGACAACAACUGUUUCAAGAAUUGCAAGGAACACGUGGUAGAAAUUCCAUUUGGUGUCCAAGUAAUAUUAAAUGACGCUUUUAAAUGUGCGCACAUACAAGAAAUUGCCAUACCAGACUCGGUGACAUUUCUUGGUGAUUGUAUGUUUAAUGGAUGCACCAAUUUAACACGUGUGACACUUCCCUCUUCACUUAAAUACAUCCCCUCACAGACUUUUAAAAAAUGUGUGUCGCUCAAAGAAGUUGAAAUCCCGUCAUCUGUCACUGCAAUUGGAUAUGACUGUUUUGGUGAUGACUGUGGAAUACUCUCCAUCGUUGUUACACCAAACAUUUGUGUUUCACUCAAUGCUUUUGAAAGCUCAGAUUUGAAUCAUAUUGAAUUUAUUGGGCAAGUGUAUAUAGCUGAUUAUGUGUGCAGAUAUUGUUUGGUAUUGGGAGUCACUCGUUUUAUCAAUGUGAACAACUUGAAUACAUUGAUGUCCCAUCAUCACUUCAAAUCAUCAACACAUCGGCAUUUGAAAAUGCACUUCCUUACGCAAAUUUGUGAUUCCACGAGGACUUCUGUAUAUGAACUGCAUUUUCCAGAAAACACGAAAUUUAGUGGUGUUGAUGUGUUUACCAAUUGCAUUAAAUUAAGUGGACUGACACUCCCAAAUUUCAAUGGGAAAUUGACAUUCGCAAUUAGUAAAUACGAAGAGGAAAUUGUCAAUAAAUUUGGGUAUACUGCACUUGAUGUUGUGAUUAAUAUUGAUUAUGAAAAUCAACAAAAUUACAACAACGACGAGGACAGAAUUGCAGACGAGAAGUUACAUGAAGUGAAAGACAUGUUAAACUGUAAUGAAGUUGUGUUAGACAAAAUAGAACAACGUAAAGUGUUUGACUUUCGUGAAGCUGAAAGUGUUGGCGGACAACGUUUUUAUUAUAAUAAAUAUCUACAAAGGGUGUACUUCCCAUCGACAAUUGUGUACUUUAAUUUAGAAAACAUCAAUAAUAGUACAGAUAAUCCCGUUGAAAUAUCAGAGAAUUGUUGCAUCAACAUGAACAAAGAGUUUUCAUAUGACAUGACUUCUAAUUUUGUGUUUCCAACAUCCAUCACCAAAAUUGGUGUACACAACAUUUGGUACGGACUUCUUCCAAAAAAGUAUGAAGUACCAAGUACUGUUGUUGCAAUUGGUAAGAACGCGUUCAAUGGGUGCCGUUAUCUUGAAGAACUUGUCAUACCAAAAAGUGUCACGAAAAUUGGGAAUGGGUUUGUGAGUGGGUGUAGCGUGCUAACAAGUCUUGUGUGCGAAAAUGGCACUUCCUUUGAUUUAAAGAAAAUCACAGAAAGUGAUACAAAUACACUUCACGAGUUAACCAGAGACACUACACUGACUAAAUUGGUGAUUCCAAAUGGAGUCACUUAUGUGUAUAAUUGUGUAUCAGGACUUGCUGAUUUAAAGGAACUUUCAUUGCCUUCAACACUGAAAAAAGCAGACAAAUACUUGUUUUCCAACAACAAAAAACUGACAAAAAUUGAGUUGAAUGGAGUAGACAGUGACAUUUUUGUGGUCAGCUACGAGUGCCAUUUAAGACUCAAAGCACUUGGGUUUCUAUUUAACAACAUUAAAAUGACAGAAAAAGAUAUUAAAACGUUUGGGUAUAUAUGGGACUCACGCUUGUGUUGGCAAGACGACAGGUUGGUUGAGCUUGAAAUGGAGAAUUUGCGUUUUAUAAACUCGGUUGAUCUAUCUAACGAUAAUUUAAAAUACUUGGAAUCGUCACCAUCAAUAGGACUGGGGAUGUGUUACCAUGGGUCUCAUGUGAACAUUAGUGACAAUGUUAAGUUACACAAAAAUUUGUUCAAAAAUUGGGUGAAUUUCACAAGUGUCGUGCUGCCAACCAAUACAAUCAAAAUCCCAUCUAAUUGUUUUGAAAAUUGUUUCAGUCUAAAAACAAUAAAACUUCCCAAAAGUGUCACAAAAUUGUCUGAAUUUAGUUUCUAUGGAUGUGUAUCGUUGACAUCUAUAUUGUGUAACACAAAUGUCAUUCUUGGAAGAAAGUGUUUUAGUAUGUGUGAUAAUCUUGUUAGUAUCCCACAGACAAAAUACAUUUGCAAUUCGGUCUUUGAAAGAUGUUCUUCAUUGUCAAAAAUUAUACUUUUUGAUGGACUUGCAAAUAUUCCACAUUGCGCGUUCUUUAGGUGUUAUAAAUUGAGUGAAAUAAGUGUACCAAACUCAGUUACACACAUUAGCAAAUUUGCAUUCAAAAAUUGCAUUUCAUUGACAUCAUUUAACUCUGAAAGUGUGUUACUUGUAGAAGAUGGGUGCUUUAUGAACUGCGCAAAACUAAACACUGUUUGCUUCAAUCAGAAAAAAGUCCAAAUUAAAUUUGACGUGUUUUCUGGUUGUACUUCCCUUCAAGAAAUACGAAUUGGUAAUGCACCAAUCACGUGCUGUGAAUUUGAAGUAAGUUUUACAACAAGUAAAUACUUCUACGAGAAAAUUGGUGUUGUGUGUAAUAAUGUUGUUUUAACACGACGAGACGUCCACGCAUUUGGGCCAUCAAUACUUAACGAAAAGUGUAUACAACGUGUGGAUGAAGGCUGUUUCUUCAAUAACAGAAGUUCUACAAAAUUGGUUUUUCCUUCUCACAUUAAGUCUGUUGGAUAUUACAGUUGCUUCAGCUGUGCCAACUUAAAAGAAGUUGUUCUUCCUGAAGGAAUCACAGAAAUUCCAGCACAUAUGUUUGACUUGUGCACAUCACUAAGUUCUAUUGCCAUACCAACCACUGUAACUAAGUUUGGCACCAACUGCUUUUUCUGUUGUGACUUACUUCGUGAUAACUCGAUGAUACCAAAAGAAGCUUUUAAUAUCGGAAGUGCCAAUAAUUCGGACUCUGACGAUUUAGAAUCCGAUUCUGAGAGCGAUUCAAACUCAAAUUACUCAAAUUAA